ACCAAGUAGCCAACAAUUAAGAUUUUGAAAUUUUAGAAAUCACUUAUAAUUCCUUCCCAGCAUGAUAGUUCUCAGAGUAACAUCUGUAGGUGAAAUAAAAUUUUAAAAAUCUUACUUUGAAAUAUUGGAAAUCUUGAGGAAAUUAGGGGAGGGUGAGUGGAUAUACUGUUGAUUAGUGUAUUAAGAUUUUUAAAAACACAACACUGCUUCUUACAGACUGUGAAUUUAACAAUAUAGAGUUCAGAAUACUCCAUUGUGAUUCACAUCCAUUUUCAGAGGCUUUGUUGAUAUAUGGUAGUAGUUCAUGAAAUGUUUGAAUAUUUGACUUGAUGCUGCUUUUCCUUGUAGUUGUUACAUUAUAUGCUACGCUUGGAGGUCCAGCAAUUGUUCAUGGAUUAAAUGAAACAGAGGUGACCAACAUCAUUACUAGUAAAGAACUCUUGCAAACAAAGUUGAAGGAUAUAGUUUCUUUGGUCCCACGCCUACGGCACAUCAUCACUGUUGAUGGGAAGCCACCAAGCUGGUCCGAGUUCCCUAAGGGUGUCAUUGUGCAUACCAUGGCUGCAGUGCAGGCUCUGGGAGCUAAGGCCAGCAUGGGUAUGUCACAAUUUGCUAUUGCCUUAUGGGAGCUCUCCAAUGACUGUGUUCUCCAGAAUUAUGCCCGAGUUUUGAUCCUAAUGUUAGAUCAAGUGACACAUCAGUUUUCUAGACCGUAAGUUGGGGAAGUAGGUCCCUCUAGGUCUACUUUUAUUUAGCCUUUAAAGAAAGGUCUAAGGAAAUAUAAGUAUUCUAAAAUAGCAUUUGAAAUUAAUUUAAAAUACUUUAGCAUUAUUCAUUUUUCUUGUUUCCUUUUUGUGAUCAUUUUGGAUGGUUUAAAGUUUGUUUAUAAAUAAUGACAUUAAACUUUUCCUAUGUGAAUUACCUGUCAAUAUUAACAGGUAGAGUGGCUAAACUUGGAGGCCUCUUUUUUCUUGUUCCCUUUCCAGAAGGAUCAACCUUAUCCUUCAACUAGAAUAGGCAUGGUGACUCUAGAAGUUCCUACUCUCAAAUAAGUGUCAAAAAAUGUUAGAAAGUAUACAAGUAUUUAGAGAUAUUGCAGAAACUGCUGGGAUGCUGGAACUGUAUUUCCUCUGUAGUUGGAAACGUAGUGAUUAACUACAAGUAAUCACUGGGCUCAGGGACAGGGUUAUACUGACAUAAUUUGGUUAUGUUGAAUUUUAGGUGCUGAUGGGAUAUUCAUAUGUAGGUAUCUAGUGAGCAGUGGCAUAUACAAGUCUACUACUCUGGAGUUAAGUUUGGAGUUAAGAGUUUUGGAAGCUAGAAGCAGU
Messenger RNA from Microcebus murinus (gray mouse lemur), 1328 nucleotides. Lineage: Eukaryota; Metazoa; Chordata; Mammalia; Primates; Cheirogaleidae. The record is from RefSeq and is a predicted model, not a curated record.